GCGCACCCACCUACCACGCCGCCGCCGUCUGCCCGUCUCCGCCUUCCGCAUCCAAUCUCCUCUCAACGUUCCUCGUCUCCUCCCUCUCCCGGUCCUCGCGAGCUCCUCACACGCCGCCUCGCCGAUUCGGACCGCCACCUCGCGGCGGCGCGGCGGAGAUGCAGACCGCCGCCGCCUUCAACCGGGUAGCCUUCACCGCUGGCCCGCUCCGGCGGCACCCGAAGCCCCUCCAACUAUGUGGGGCGGCCGGACGAGGAGGCCCGCCCCUGAUGCGGCUGCGGCCCCCUCGGUGCUCCGCGAGCCUCUCCGUUGGCGCCGGCGGAUACGGUGGUGAGCAUGUUCCAGUGUUUCCAAGACGCCAAUCAUGGGAUCCCUACAAGCUUCUUGGUGUUGAUCAUGAUGCAUCUGGAGAAGAGAUCAGGAGUUCAAGGAAUUUUCUUCUACAACAAUACGCUGGGUAUGAAGAAAGUGAAGAGGCUAUUGAAGAUGCUUAUGAUAAGAUAAUAAUGAAGAGCUACUCACACCGUAAGAAAUCCAAAAUUAAUCUUAAAAGCAAGCUAAAAAAGCAAGUUGAAGAAUCCCCAUCAUGGGUUAAGGCACUGCUUGGAUACUUUGAGGUGCCAUCACUGGAGAUUAUUUCAAGGAGAUUUGUUUUUUUUGGUUUCAUUGCUGGGUGGAGCAUUGCAACUUCUGCUGAGACUGGGCCUGCCUUCCAGCUUGCACUAUCACUCAUCUCAUGCAUAUACUUUCUCAAUGACAAGAUGAAAAACCUUGUCAGGGCGUCCACCACAGGGCUUGGAGUCUUUGUGAGUGGCUGGAUUGUAGGUUCUUUACUCGUCCCAGUGAUCCCAACUUUCAUCAUCCCGCCUACUUGGUCCAUCGAGCUCCUUACUUCGCUGACAGCUUAUGUUUUCUUGUUCUUGGGUUGCACUUUCCUCAAGUGAAACUUUGCAACAGUCCUCCGAUAGGAAAUUCUUGUUGUCAAAGAAAAUUGCUGUGGCUGACAUCUCCACUGCAAAUCCAAACUUCCCGAUGACCAAGCUGCCUUGGAUCACCUUUUUUGUCUUGAGUGUAUAUGAUGCCCCAGGAUGGUUCAGACUUGAGAUCCCAUAAUUUGUUUUCUCAUAUCGAAGAGUAGUGAUUAGUAUUCAACACACAGCUAGUUAGUGACAUAUUACUGCAUUGACGAGGCAUGCUAUUGUAUUUUUAUAUCUGUACAUGAGUCACAAUAGCAAUCAAACAUUGCUGUACCAUUUUAACGUUGUAGUUGCAUGUUUA
Molecule: messenger RNA, 1278 nt
Organism: Phragmites australis (common reed)
Lineage: Eukaryota; Viridiplantae; Streptophyta; Magnoliopsida; Poales; Poaceae
Product: protein CHAPERONE-LIKE PROTEIN OF POR1, chloroplastic-like
Exons: 5
Coding region: 159-944 (261 amino acids)
Cellular component (GO): chloroplast membrane
Source: RefSeq, a predicted model, not a curated record